Ruditapes philippinarum (Manila clam) is the source of this 3584-nucleotide messenger RNA. RefSeq names its product guanine nucleotide-binding protein subunit gamma-1-like. NCBI's taxonomy places the organism in Eukaryota, Metazoa, Mollusca, Bivalvia, Venerida, Veneridae. The record is from RefSeq and is a predicted model, not a curated record. Gene Ontology annotation, cellular component: heterotrimeric G-protein complex. Gene Ontology annotation, molecular function: G-protein beta-subunit binding. Bases 183 to 413 code for a protein of 76 amino acids. Gene Ontology annotation, biological process: G protein-coupled receptor signaling pathway. The transcript has 3 exons.
CAAUCAUUAAGUUAUAUAAUAUAUUAAAUAAACUACAUGUAGGUGUGCUAGAUUGGCUUUGAUCAUGCUGGAUCGUAAAAUGUCUCAAUUAAUCUCUCUCAUGUUUGCCUAGAUCUCGUAGAACUAAAUCAAUCUCCUCUCCCAUUAUACUAUUUACAAUUGUCUAAGUGCAGCAUUGGACCAUGUCUAUGGAGGCGAGAAUGAACAAGUUCCAAGAGGGCCUUCAACAACAGAGGAAGUUGGUCGAGCAGCUUAGAUUAGAGGCUGCAGUGCCUCGAGUGCGAGUCUCCGAAUGCAUAGAAGACAUCAUGAAAUACUGCGAGCAACAUACUAGUGAAGAUGUCCUCAUCAACGGCUUUCUGAGACCGGGAGAUAACCCAUACAAAGAGAAGGGCGGCUGCACUAUUCUAUGAAUUUGGCCGAUUGUGUGCGCGUGUCUCGUUCUAUCAUGUUCAAUUUUGUUUCAUAAUGCCAGUGAUUUUUAUGAGUGAGACAAAAGGGGGGUUUUAUGAUACGCCUGAGAAAAUAACAACUGUCGGAUUAGUUUAUAUGAGAUUGUAUGACUGUGCGCUGUUUUGGACGUGUAAACUCGGAUUUAGAUAUUCAAAUUCUACUGUCAUCUUCUAUUUAAUUUAAAUUCAAAAUUUCAGUGAGCGCGUAUCUUUCCCAUUACUUGUACUUUUAAAAAAGGACAAAAUUGCAAAAUGUAAACAAGUGAUUUGAUUUGUAAACACUGUUAGCAAAUUCAUCUGAUUCAUAAAAGGAACAAAAUAGUGAAAGAAAAAAAGAGGAACAUUUUCCAUGCAAAAUACAACUAAUGAAAUACAAAGCUCAUAGAGAUGGCAUACACUGUGUGAAUGUUCGAAUAAUUGUACUGGUAAUUCUUGUGCUAAGAUGUGCAAUUACUGGAGUGUAACUUAUCAUCCCAUUCUCUCAUUUGAAUCGUAUCAUUUUUUGAUACACUUAAACAUUUUAUUAGCUUAUUCCUUCAUGUGAGUCAUUGGCUGAAUUAUGAUAUUGUAUAUUUUCUUCUGAAUGGCAUUGAAGUUUUAUUAUUAUUAUUAUUAUGUUGAUACCAAAUCUCAAAUAUUUCGUUGUUAUACCGUUGAAUGAUUCAGAAUGGAUUAUAUACUGAAGCAUUUCUUCUGAAAUACUAGUCAUGUUUUUGAAUACAUUUUAUAGGAUUUUCUUUAACAAUGCAUAACACAAAAAUUUAACACAAAGAAUGUUAUAAACAAUUUUAUUUUGAUUUUUGUCAUAUGUCAAACACUGCAUUAAAAUCAAACAUACACUAAAGUGCAUUUUUUCACUUGGCUGCGCCAACAUUUGAAAUCUUUUUAAGCAAACGCUUGUUUAAGGACUAGAUCACUUUAAAGGUUACUGAUAAUCAAUAUGAAUUUAAGUAUAAAGCGAAAUGAUCAAGUUUUAAUUGUUCCUAUUAAGAUGCUUUUAACUUUUGGUUGUUUUGGAUUCUCUUACUAAAUAUUGUUUCUUUUCCAUUCAUGUUUGCUCAUAUUUGCCAAAGUAAUUUAUGAAAUUAAUCACACGCGUUUUAGAACUAUAUAUAUGACUCAAUUUUUCCCAUUAUGAAUUAAUCCGAAACGGUGAUUACUAGUAUUUGUUAUUUUGUACAGCAAAACACACUUUCUGUAGUAAAAUGUAAUCUUUAUAUCAAAAGAAGAAUGUCAUAGUAUUUAUAAGAAAGGUAGUGCGUAUAGUUUGGUGUUAUGAUAAUUUAUCAACAGAGUGAAAAAGCUGAAUUGAAAAUAUUCUAUUCAACAUUAUUUCAUUGGAUUAGCUUGUACCGGCAUAAACGAAGGUAGCUAACAAAGCAAUGUAAAUAGCAACGAAUUGUAAAUUGAUUCAUAUAAAAUGAAUGAAAAGAGUUUGUAAUAUGAUAAAGUAAUAGGCUAAGUACCCGUCAAUUCUAAAAUCUAUUUGCAGCCAGUUAGAAUAACAAUUUACAGUACGUUUAAGUAAUUAACUUUAUUCAAAUUUAAGAGGAAAUUGCUGAAAUAGUUACAGUAAUUGUUAUAUACACAACACAUUUUGCAGCUCAGUGGCAUUGAAUAUCCAUUGAUUGUUUCCAUUAGUAAUAAAUAUUGUUAAUGGAUAGUACAUAUUUUUUUUCAAACAGAGUUUAAUUAAAACUUCAAAUAUCAGUUGUUUUUCAUUCCACUUUAUAACACGCAUAGCAAUUUUCAAACGGAAUUAAAAUCAUUUCAGAAUUGUGAACGUGUGGCUUUAGGUGUGAUUCGAAAAAAAAGCAACGUUUAUUUGAGAAUACAUGUUCAUUUAGUUUGCCGAAUGUUUAGACAAAGGACCAUAUACAAUACAAUGUAAAAGGAAUUUUGGAAGUCAUGGCAAGAGUUUGGUGUACUCUUUAUUACAAAAAAGGACUGUUGACCUUAUUGUAUUUCUUGCAAGUUUUUUAUUGAGCAUUUGUGGAGGUUAGGCUAAUCUCUAAUGAUAGCCACGCUGUGAUUUACAGUGUUUUAAUUCAGCAACAGAUAAUCAAGAACGUUAUUAGCCAUGUCAUAAUUCCCCAGUUAUAACUGCAUGAGAGGGAUAAGAAUUAUUAUAUAAAAAUCAUUAUCAACAUUAUGUUUGUAAGAAAGAUGUGUCGUAGGUGUGUAACAAAGUGCAAUUUAAUCUAUAUUGUUUUUGCUGGUUAUUUCAUAUUUUGCUAUUUCUUUACGGAAGAUAGAUAAUUACAGUUAUGCUACAUUGUUUAAGGUGACUGUAUUAAUUUAUUUUUUAAUGUGAUUAAUGUAUUUUAUAAGUACUGCUUUCUGCUUUUAUGAAGUUAAUGGAGAUCAUGCUUAUAUUUAAGAUAAAAGCUUUUAAUAGCAAUACUGAAGGCUUAUUGUAUUAUUGGUAUAUAUUUUCAAAAUCAUUGAAACGAAAAGAAUGCUUACUUGUCAUAAUACGUUUCAUGAUAAAAUCAUAUUCAACUGUGCAAAGGUGUAAAAAAGCAUAUGUCCUUGGGGUUUCCAAAUUGAAUCUAUGAAACAAAAUGUAAAAGAAUUGACACUAAAUUAAGACCUCUUAGUAAAAAAUAAUUACUUAAUAUUUUUAUAUAUGGCCCUUUAGAAAAUCAAUUUUGAGAUAUACAUGUAUAUUACAUCUACAUGUUUAGAGAAUUGAAGGUCUAAAAUUAGCAUUGGAAUUUUGCUAGCCUUUUUAUGUUGUUUUAUAACUAUAUUGUGUGUUCUUCUACAUUUUUUGUUUUGUUUUUUUUUCUAGUAAGUAAAAGAAGUAUUGUGUUACAAAAUGAGUGCUCUCUUUUUGUGAUAUUUUGUUGCGAAGAAUCAAAACAAGAGGAGAUCGGUAAAUAUGUUACAUCUUUAUAUUUUCUUUGGUCACAAGAAAACGCAAAUUUUGCAGGAAACAAUCUAUAUCUCACAUAAGAACUUCGCUUCUUACGUAUUCUUUUCACACUUCUAUUAUAUAUUUACGCUAUAUUUUUUGGUUUUUGAAAAUGGUGUUUCAUUCAACAUAGAUAUUGUUUGGUACCUUAUGGUGUAACUUACUCACGCUUUGUGAUCACUUAUACAACUAUUGAAAUAAAGUGUCUAAAUAAA